AUGGGGUUCUCCUUUCGUGGUAAGAUCAACAAGACUUCAGUUGAUGCGGAUGAUAUUUCAACGGCCACCAGCGCUGCCAUUGAGGUCGGUGGAGCGACUGUCCAUUUCGAGGCUGAUCUGAAGAAAUUCAAGCGUCUUCAUAAGUGGGAUCCAUUCUUGGACGUCGAGAAGCUUGACGCCGUCGACGACAUUUUGGGUACUGAUGACGUUGAAAAGGAGGCUGCCGUCGAAGUUACCCUUUUAGUAGAGGACUCUCCAUAUGCAGAAGUGCGAGCUGCUGUUCAACCUUGUGAUGAUCCCGAGACCCCAGUCGGAACCAUUCGCGCAUGGACCAUUGGUUGGCUGCUUUGCACCAUAGUUGCCGCUUGCAAUAUCCUGCUGGGACUACGUCGAUCACCUACCUACAUCACUGCUACUGUCGUGCAACUAAUCGCUUACCCGAUUGGCACGGGAUGGGCCAAAUUCAUGCCACACGCGCGGAUUGGCGGCCUUGAGCUUAACCCGGGUCCUUUCAAUAUGAAGGAGCACACGAUUAUCACCAUUAUGACAGCUGCCGGUGCGUCAGCCAGUUACGCAAUUGAUAUUCUCUUAGCUCAGGAAGUGUUCUACAAGCAGCACUUCGGUUGGGGGUUCCAGAUCCUACUGGUUAUCUCGACUCAGGCCAUGGGUUUCGGCAUGGCCGGUGUUCUUCGGCGGUUUUUGGUCUGGCCUGCUGCCAUGGUGUGGCCCGCCACCCUCAUUUUCACUACCGUUAUGUAUUCGCUACACGACCACUCGCCUUCCAACCCGGCUACGAGCAACGGCUGGAGAAUCGGUCGCUACAAGUUCUUCCUCGUUGUUGCGCUUUGCACUUUUUGCUACGAGUGGAUUCCUCAGGUUAUGGCCACCUUCUUACAGAUGUUUACCUUUGUAUGCUGGAUCGCUCCGCAGAAUGUGGUCAUUAACCAGAUCUUUGGUGGUCAGACUGGACUGGGUCUAAUUCCUAUAUCUUUCGACUGGAGCAUUAUCACCGGUUUCAUGGGUAGCCCACUGCAGACUCCCGCCUUUGCCCUUGCCAAUGUCGGUGCUGGUAUCUUGUUCAUGUUGCUGGGCUGCGUUGGACUCGCCUACGCUGGCCCUGAUUACAUGAAGUAUCUCCCGAUUAGUGCGAAUUCCAACUUUGACCAUUUCGGCAAUUCUUACAACACCAGCCGCAUUUUGACCGAAGACUUCACUUUCAAUCAGGCGGCUUACGAUGAGUACUCUCCUCUGCUGUUGGGACCUGCAUUUUCCCUGUCUUAUGGCUUGUCUUUCGCCACUCUGAUUUCCACGGUCGUUCACGUGGGUCUCUUUUAUGGCAAGGAUAUCUGGGCUCGGUUCCGCAACGUCCGUUUCGAGGAUGCUGAUGUGCACCUCAAGUUGAUGCGCAGAUACAAGGAAUGUCCCGAGUGGUGGUUCGCCAUCAUAUUCGUUAUCAGCUUCGCCUUUGGUAUGAUCGCAUCGCAGGUUUGGCACACACAUCUCACAUGGUGGGCGUAUAUACUUUGUGUGGUCAUCGGCGCUGUCUUCAUCCUCCCUGUGGGAGUUAUUCAGGCCAUCACCAACCAGCAGACCGGUUUGAACGUCAUCACUGAGAUGGUCAUCGGUUACAUGACCCCUGGCCGCCCCGUUGCCAUGAUGUUGUUCAAGUCAUGGGGAUACAUGCUUGCAUAUAACGGUCUCAAUUAUAUUUCUGAUAUGAAGAUUGGUCAUUACAUGAAAAUUCCACCGAGAACCAUGUUCGCCGCCCAGUUGUUCGCUGUUGUUUGGCUGUCACUCGUCCAGAUUGCCGCGUACAACUUCCUCCGUGGUAACAUUGAGGGUAUUUGCACUGUCACACAAAUCAACGGUCUCACCUGCCCCCACGCCAAGACGUUCUUCAACGCUUCGGUUAUUUGGGGUCUUCUUGGACCUGCCAAGAUGUUUGGUGCUGGUCAGUUGUACAGCUGGGUAAACUACUUCUGGCUCAUCGGUGCUAUCCUGCCGGUUGCGCAGUACUUCCUAGCGCGGCGCUACCCCCGUAGUUUUCUCCGAUAUGUCUUCUUCCCUGCAAUCUUUGGUGCUGCUGGUAUGAUUCCUCCUGCGACGUCCUGGUAUCUUGGCCAGUAUGUUAUUGUUGGACUCUUCUUCAACUACUUUAUCAAGAACCGCUUCUUCGGCUGGUGGAGACGCUACAACUAUGUCAUGUCCGGUGCGCUCGAUAUUGGAACAGCCCUGUGUAUAGUCGUCUCUGCACUCGCGCUCGGUCUGAGCGGUACCAACUUUCCCGACUGGUGGGGCAACACCGUCUGGCAGAAGAACCUUGACAACGACGGCACCGCUGUCACCAAGGCUCUGCCUGGUGACGGUUCUUUCCUAGGGCCUGCUACAUGGCACUAG
Messenger RNA from Truncatella angustata, 2397 nucleotides. RefSeq names its product OPT family small oligopeptide transporter. The coding region runs from base 1 to 2397 and encodes 798 amino acids. Gene Ontology annotation, molecular function: oligopeptide transmembrane transporter activity. The transcript is spliced from 4 exons. The record is from RefSeq and is a predicted model, not a curated record. Gene Ontology annotation, biological process: transmembrane transport. NCBI's taxonomy places the organism in Eukaryota, Fungi, Ascomycota, Sordariomycetes, Amphisphaeriales, Sporocadaceae.